This is a messenger RNA of Acanthoscelides obtectus, 1459 nucleotides long. Lineage: Eukaryota; Metazoa; Arthropoda; Insecta; Coleoptera; Chrysomelidae. The record is from the annotation of a GenBank genome assembly.
GCCGAACCAAAUUUGUCAUGUCCACCCCAAAAAGCUUACAUUCCAUGACAUCCCAAAACAGUGUUUUAUGCAAAGACAUUCCUUGUCACUUUGGCAGACCGUUACAAAAUGAAAAUUUGAAAAAUUGAAAAUUGAUCCUCUUAUGUGGCGCAACGACAGUUCUAGAAAGAAGAGCAGCAGCAAACAAACGCUGAAAGAGCGAGACGUAAGACAUGUAAGGAUCGAAGAUGUAUCAGCUCUAUAUGAAAUCUACGAAUUCCAAGAAGAAAUCGGUCAUGGAAGUUUUGGAAUCGUUGUAUCUGUUGUUGAAAAGCAAACUAAUGAGAACUAUGCCGUUAAAAUUGUCAACAAAUACUCUACAGUGGUACAUCAGUUGUCGAAAGUCUACAGAGAAAUCAAGAUAUUGAAAACUGUUAAUCAUCCUAACAUAGUAUAUUUGUAUAAAGUUUUUGAGUCUGCCAAGAAGAUUUACAUGGUUAUGGAAAGAUGUAGGGGCAACUUAAAAGAAGUUUUUGAGAAUAAAAAACCUUUUUCAGAGAAGACAACUAAGAAAAUUAUCAAGCAGUUGGCAAACGCAGUGUACUAUCUCCACAAGAACCAGAUUGUCCACAGAGAUAUCAAGAUGGAGAAUAUUCUUCUAUCCAAAAAUCCUGAUAAUCCUACAGACCUAUACUUUAUCAAAUUGUCAGAUUUUGGAUUGAGCGUUAUCAAAGCUGGAAGUUUUAUACAAGGAAUGAUGCAUGACAGGUGCGGAACAAUGCUAUAUAUGGCCCCAGAAAUCCUUCUAGAACGAACGUACAGUGAACUAUGUGACGUGUGGUCGAUUGGUAUCAUUUUGUACACACUUUUGUGUGCCAAAUAUCCAUUUGCUGAUAGACACCAAGAAGAGCUCAUUAAUCAGAUUUGCUCAAAAGAUCCAGAUUAUUCUCCUAUCGAGCUCACUCCGGAUGCUGUGGACUUACUCAAGUGCAUACUGGUUCGUGACGCAUAAGCUACAGGCAAAUCACUACCGAUUGGACCCUGACUAAGAACUGCCCCUAAAGCUACAUUGCUUGCGUCUGUUGUCAAAUUGAACGGUCUUGUGAAGUCUGGGUACUGAAGUAUUGGGUCGUUGGUGAAGGACCCAGUUCAACGUAGCACUGCUCUAGAAAUCCUCAAACACCCAUGGUUGAUGGAACACAAACUCAAAAGCAGAAAAGAUGAGACUAUCAUUGAUUAUAUGAAAAAAUGGAAGAGUGAGAUGUUGCUGCCAGGGCAUGACUCUGAUUGGAUGAAGAUAUCGGAGUCGGACAUUAGUAUGUUGACCGGCCUAUCCAUAAAUAUCGGAACUACGAACAGUAUGAAGAGCGGAACCUCGCAUGUUUAGUAAGCAUCGUCACUAAAAAAAACACUAUUUAUACACUUGUUUUUAAUUUUGUCUACAUUGCUUAAUAUACAAAAAUAUAAGCUUUGCCUUUUA